Eurytemora carolleeae is the source of this 3054-nucleotide messenger RNA. RefSeq lists its product as uncharacterized. Gene Ontology annotation, cellular component: SCF ubiquitin ligase complex. Lineage: Eukaryota; Metazoa; Arthropoda; Copepoda; Calanoida; Temoridae. Gene Ontology annotation, biological process: SCF-dependent proteasomal ubiquitin-dependent protein catabolic process. The coding region runs from base 1754 to 2971 and encodes 405 amino acids. The transcript has 2 exons. The record is from RefSeq and is a predicted model, not a curated record.
UCUUGAUCAAAGAUCUACAGGAGAGGAGCAACUAUAUCUUGAUCAAGGAACUACAGGAGAGGAGCAACUAUACCUUGAUCAAUGGACUACAAGAGAGAAGCAACUAUAUCUUGAUCAAAGAUCUACAGGAGCGGAGAAACUAUAUCUUGAUCAAGGAACUACAGGAGUGGAGCAACUUUACCUUGAUCAAGGAACUACAGGAGAGGAGCAACUUUACCUUGAUCAAGGAACUGCAGGAGAGGAGCAAUUUUUCAGGGGAGGACAUGCGUCAAAAUAUUAUUUCUUUUUACUGUUUUCUGUGUAUUGAGUACAUAAUAUCCUACUGUUUGAAAGUUUGUACAAUGAACAUCUUAGUUUACUGUUUUUCAUGUACAGUAUGUACCACUGUUUGAGAGUUUGUACAUUGUACAUCUUAGUUUACUGUUUGUCAUGUACAGUAUGUACCACUGUUUGAGUGUUUUUACAAUGUACAUUUUAGUUAACUGUUUGUCAUGUACAGUAUGUACCACUGUUUGAGUGUUUUUACAUUGUACAUCUUAGUUUACUGUUUGUCAUGUACAGUAUAAACCACUGUUUGAGUGUUUUUACAUUGUACAUCUUAGUUAACUGUUUGUCAUGUACAGUAUAUACCACUGUUUGAGAGUUUGUACAAUGAACAUCUUAGUUUACUGUUUUUCAUGUACAGUAUGUACCACUGUUUGAGUGUUUUUACAAUGUACAUUUUAGUUAACUGUUUGUCAUGUACAGUAUGUACCACUGUUUGAGUGUUUUUACAUUGUACAUCUUAGUUAACUGUUUGUCAUGUACAGUAUAUACCACUGUUUGAGAGUUUGUACAAUGAACAUCUUAGUUUACUGUUUUUCAUUUACAGUAUAUACCACUGUUUGAGAGUUUGUACAAUGUACAUCUUAGUUUACUGUUUGUCAUUUACAGUAUAUACCACUGUUUGAGAGUUUGUUAAGAGGGAGGAGAGGGUUCCUCAUCCUUCUGCUUCUGCUUCAGAUUUAAGAACAGCAGAGUAUAGCAGAUCAUGUCGCAAGAUAUGAAAUGCAUUUCUUUAAAAUAUUAAUAAAUGUAAACUUGGAAAUACGCGUAAAAAAAUUGUUUGUUUUUAUUAGCUUUAUAGUGCACAGGCGCGUACACAGGAUUUCAGUCAAAGGUGGACAAGAUUUAGCGCGAAUUUUUUUUUGCCCACCCCCUGGCCUUAAAAAUGCUGUUAUUCUACACUAAGUCUACUAUGUACAUGUCACCUAUGUAGUCCAUUGUUGUCCCUAUUCAAGGAUUAUGUAUCCCUCUGUAUAGUUCUGUUUUACUCUCUGCAAAGUCCUGAGUAGUCUCCUGAGACUACUUUGUAGUCCACUGUAGUAUCGAUUCAAGGACUAUAUAUAAUGUAUCCCUCUGUAUAGUUUCAUAUUAUUCUCUGAAGUCCUGAGUAGUCUCCUGAGACUACUUUCCUUUGUAGUCCACAAACUUUUGUAUAUAUUAUUAUGUAUUUCUCUGUAUUUAUGGGAAGACAUCCCAAACACUUGCAUAAUGCAUAUAGCUAUAGUUGUUUAUCAAGUAGGGUGGGGAGAGAUUUUAGAUAAAAGGGAAAAACCAAGGUAAAAUUUUGAAAUAAAUGGCGCGAAGCGGCAAGAAAAUUUUCAAAGGGGAAAACACAAUUUUGAUAAAAAGGGAAAGCUUCUUUUAAACCCACCUCACCUGAUUUUAACCUUUGCCCAUAAAUCCCAGGGGGGUACAGGCUCCCCCUGGGAUGUCAAAGGGAGCAAGAGGACUACUGCCCCCCGCCUGUGUGCCAGUUUUUAUUCAAUGGAUAUUAAUGUUAAUAGUACACCUAUUUUCAGAGGAUAGAAACAAGUUAAGAAUGGAGAAUAAGUUGUCUAACUUGGAGAGCAUGGUAGUGUAUGAUCUAAUGGUUGUGCUCAAGUAUUUAAAUAAGAAGGACAAGGGAGCACUUAGAGCUUCAAGUACAACCUUGCGGAGACGGAUUGAUGAGUUAGAGAAAACCUUUAAGAUUUGGAGGAUACACGGAGAAGUUGAUUCUGUUAGACUGAGAAGAUUAUCAGACGAGAUAUGUACAAUUCAAGAGUUGGCAAUCUAUCCUCUUAUUACUCCUGGUUGUGGUCCAGUGUUCAACUAUUUGGUGGAGAAACACAAGGAGCUGGAAUCUAUCAGCAUAGAGUUUGUUGGACAUGAGGAUACAGAUGAAAAUAAGGAUCAGGAUGAAAUCGUUCUGACAACACUCUCUCAUAACAAUUUAAAAUCUAUUACUAUUUAUGGUAUGAAGAAUACAGGAGAUAUUACUGGUCGUCUUCCUAGUACUUACCCUAACCUAGUGAAGUUACAGCUGACAGAUUGGCAUAAGCUGUCAGAUAAAGGACUGAUGAAGAUACUGAGAAGAUAUAGGAGUAAUCUGAGAGAAUUGAAGUUAGAUUGUUCUAACAUAACAGGGGUUGGUAUAAAGAGAGGAGUAAAAUCUCUUCCAAACCUCGAGUCAUUGACCCUAAUUUCCUGUAGUAACCUGGAAAACGGAGAACUAGUCGAGAUACUAAGUAUAUCUGGGAGUAAACUCCGAUAUCUGGAUGUUUCCUAUACUAGUAUCCCAGGGUUAGGAUUAGAUAAGAUAUUUAAGUCACUUCCAAACCUUGAAACACUGAUCAUGAAUGGUUGUAAAGAGUUAUCAAAUAGAGAACUGUUGGAGAUACUGAGUAUACCUGGGAGUAAACUCAGAUAUCUGGAUGUAUCCUGGACUAGUAUCACUGGAGUCGGAUUCAAGAACGGAGUAAAAUCUCUCCCUAUGUUGGAAAACCUAUGGCUGGCAUUCUGUGAUGAGUUGACUGAAGGAGGACUCCUGGAGAUACUAAGCACAGCAGGGAAUAGAUUGAAGACUGUUCAUGUAAAUGGAGAAACUGUUGCUGAAGAAACUCUCCGUAUUCAAUAUCCUUCUAUUCAGUUUAAUUUUGUAUUCUGAUCCAAUACGCAAAUAGAACUGAUUUCUAACCAAUCCUUCAUUAACAUUAGUUUUCCAAGUUGUAGAAAAAAUCCAGUUUUCAA